This is a messenger RNA of Penicillium atrosanguineum, 201 nucleotides long. RefSeq lists its product as uncharacterized. The record is from RefSeq and is a predicted model, not a curated record. Gene Ontology annotation, biological process: protein secretion. The coding region runs from base 1 to 201 and encodes 66 amino acids. The transcript has 2 exons. NCBI's taxonomy places the organism in Eukaryota, Fungi, Ascomycota, Eurotiomycetes, Eurotiales, Aspergillaceae.
AUGACAGCCUACCUUCUUUCGAGGAUCGGCGAUCCCAUCUUCGCACUCACAAUGGGUGUCGCUGCCGCCCUCACUCGCAUCCGCCGCGACCAACAAGAGAAGAACCCAGAGAGGGCAUCAGAAAUUGGAUACGGAACCAUCGCACAGCUCGGCCAGCGACGGUUACAAAGGUGGUGGAAUGGAGAUUUCCAGGACUUAUGA